Enterobius vermicularis (human pinworm) is the source of this 669-nucleotide messenger RNA. NCBI's taxonomy places the organism in Eukaryota, Metazoa, Nematoda, Chromadorea, Rhabditida, Oxyuridae. The record is from the annotation of a GenBank genome assembly.
AUGACGAUUGGUCUGGAGGAGUGGUUUUCGAACUUCACUCAGAUUUUUGGUCAUCGUUUGACACCGCAAAUUCUCGCUACCGUUCCUCGACCGUAUACAGAACUGGCAAUUUUUGGUGCAUUCAAAGGAGGGGAGCUUGCGUCUGUUAUAGGUGGGUGUGUUGUUCAUCCAAUUUACCGAGCUUACUUAAAAAGUCGUUUGACACCAGAAACAACUACUAACAAUUCAUUCAAAAUUAUUCGAAGCACAUGUAGACGUUUACAGGGGCGAUUUUUGCUAGGAGGACUUUUAUUGGGGCCUGUCGUCGCCCUGCUUUGUGUCACCAAUCGUACCAGUGAUGAAGUAAAAGAGUUGUGCUACCGGAUCCGCUGCAGCGAAAGAAAUUUAGUUACGGAUCGUUUGUCAUUUUGUCUUGGUUUCGUUGGUUGGUACUGGAAAAGGUUCCAAGGUGCAGUUGACGGAAUCAAUAUAGCCGUACUUUACGCUCUCUUUUACUUCACGGUCUUACGCGACCGUACACUGCCGCUGCUGGUUGACAAAGUCAAGCCUGAAGAAAGGCUGCCCACGGCAAAGGACAGUGAGCAAAUGAAAUCUGUCUUUCACGGGUUUCUCUAUCGAAGAAAAACUGAUUUUGAAAAGAGCAAGGGUGAACGAACAGAACAGAACUGA